AUGGUGUUCUGGAUUCUGUUACCCAUCGCAUUAGCCCUGGUGUCCUUCAUUGGAACAUGGACUGUAUAUGGCUUUGCCGUCACCUACCAACACGUGUGCCCCCUCAUUGAAUGGAGCGGCACCAACUCCUGCAGGGGGAAUGAGACGGAGAACUGCUGCCAGGUUCCGACAGUGAGUUCGAGUGGGAGGUCCGCACCAGAAAGUUCGCUUUUCACCGCCACAAUCAACGCUGCAUCCUUUCUGUUCCUGCUGUUCUGCAUAUUCCAUCACGCUCACAUUCUGGAAAGAAAUGCGUCUCAUGGCAUGCUGAGCAAAUUUGCUCUUGUCUUUGGAGUGGUGUCGGCCGUGGGGGCCUUCGCUGCAGGAAACUGCAACCCAGGUUACCUGACACUGCUGCACUUCUUGGGAGCUGCUGUCAGCUUCCUGAGCAUUUGCUUCUACACCGUCCUGCUCACUGCCCUGACGGCGAGGUGCGUCCUCACAGGGUACGAGAAGCUUCUCUACCCGCUGCGCAUCGUUUUAACAGUGAGUCAGAUCAUCGUGACCAUCUGCUACACCGUUUUGUUCGUCCAGGACAGCUACUUUUGCAACCACCUGUCUGCUGUGUUCGAGUGGAUGCUGACCAUCAACACGGAGCUGUUUGAGCUCAGCUACAUCGUGGAGUUUUACUUCUUCUCCUCCUCCAUGGUUUCGAAUCUGCUGAGCAAGCGAGAAGAGGAAAAGCCAUUGAUCCUGUCUUGAUGUGAUGCUGCCAGGGUCCAGCAGAAACACACGAGCUGAGGACGGACUGAGGGAGACAGCUGU
Molecule: messenger RNA, 804 nt
Organism: Nematolebias whitei (Rio pearlfish)
Lineage: Eukaryota; Metazoa; Chordata; Actinopteri; Cyprinodontiformes; Rivulidae
Exons: 7
Coding region: 1-741 (246 amino acids)
Biological process (GO): protein localization to plasma membrane
Source: RefSeq, a predicted model, not a curated record